AUGGCGAAUAUUCAGCUCGGGGAAGCCCACGCUCCUUACGGACUCGACUCGGUACCUACCCCGAACGGCCGAACAUUACGAUCGAGCGAAAUAAAGCGGGAGUCUAGGACUUCCACCAUGUCUCCCGGCGAGACUGAGAACGGGGCCCUCAAAGGGUCCGCCACCCCAGACGAAACCCAGACCCCAAAGUCUUCUCGCAAGACCUCACAAAAACCCAUCAAGCGCGAGGUCAAACUGCUCGACGAUGUGCCGGAUGCGACGGAGGAGGCUUGCAGUUCGUUCAAGGUCAUCCCCGACUGUCUCUACGGCUCCAAAAACAUGGGCUCGACGGAUAAUGAUGCGCUUGACUGCGACUGCAAAGAGGAGUGGCCGGAAACAAUACUCCAGCGUCUCCGUAAUCAAGACCGAGAAAAAGGUUACGGCCUUCGCGCGAACAAUGAUCUUGAGGCUAACGACUUUGUCUUCGAAUACAUUGGCGAGGUCAUCAACGAGCCCACAUUCCGACGCCGGAUGCUCCAGUACGACGAGCAAGGCAUCAAGCAUUUUUACUUCAUGUCGCUGACAAAGAGCGAGUUCGUUGAUGCCACCAAAAAGGAAACCUAG
Parascedosporium putredinis is the source of this 603-nucleotide messenger RNA. The record is from the annotation of a GenBank genome assembly. NCBI's taxonomy places the organism in Eukaryota, Fungi, Ascomycota, Sordariomycetes, Microascales, Microascaceae.